CGAACGACGGAAAAAAUAUUGAAAUUACGUGUCGUCUUGGCCCAUUCACAUUCACCUCUCACUCGCUCUCCCAACUCCCAAACGACAAUGGCCGCAAAAACGCCCAAAACCAAAUCCUCCGAACCCCCAAACCCUAAACCUAAACCCUUUCUUCCUUGGAAGACACGCAUUUCGUUGUCCUUUCUCUCUACAAUUUCCGACGCCGCACGUCGCUCUAACGGCACCGUUAACCGCCGUCUCAUGAACUUCCUCGAUCGCAAAGCCAGCCCCAACCAAACCCCCGUUAACGGCGUUUCCUCCAAAGACGUCACCGUCGACGCCACGCGAAACCUCUGGUUCCGCCUCUUCACCCCCUCCGCCGCCGCCGCCGCCGUCAGCACCCUCCCCGUCGUCGUUUUCUUCCACGGCGGCGGUUACGCGUUCCUCUCCCCGGACUCCUACGCUUACGACGCCGUUUGCAGGCGGUUCUGCCGGCGAGUCCCCGCCGUCGUGGUCUCCGUCAACUACCGCCUCACGCCGGAGCACCGGUACCCUUCCCAAUACGACGACGGCGAGGACGUGCUCAAAUUCCUCGAAGAGAACCGCGCGGUGCUGCCGGAAAAUGCUGACCUGUCAAAGUGCUUCCUCGCCGGCGACAGCGCCGGCGCAAAUUUGGCCCAUCAUGUGGCGGUUCGGGUCGCGAAGUCGGGGCUCCGGGAAAUCCGGGUCGUCGGGUUGGUAUCCAUCCAGCCGUGGUUUGGUGGGGAGGAGCGGACGGCGGCGGAGGUGCGGCUGAAGGGGGCGCCGCUUGUGUCGGUGGAGAGGACGGACUGGCUGUGGAAGGCCUUUUUGCCGGACGGGUCGGAUCGUGAUCACGGGGCGGCGAACGUUAGCGGGCCGAAUUCGGAGGACUUGUCGGGUUUGGAUUACCCGGAAACUUUAGUGUUUGUGGGUGGGUUUGACCCGUUACAAGAUUGGCAAAAGAGGUACUAUGAGUGGUUGAAAAAUUCGGGCAAAGAGGCUCAAUUGAUCGAGUAUCCAACUAUGAUUCAUGCUUUUUACGUGUUCCCUGAUUUGCCCGAAUCUUCUCAGUUGAUUUCACAAGUCAAGGAUUUCAUCAAGAGGAUCUCCGAUUUGAAACCAUGAAAUGAUGAUUAUUAAUAUUAAUAUUAUAGAAUAUAGGGUUUAGUCAUGAAACGAGUAGAGCCAUGCAGUGUUACUUUUACCAUGAUACAUGUUUUGGGUACUUAGUGUCCCCACUUUGCCAAAUUUAAAAGUUAU
Cajanus cajan (pigeon pea) is the source of this 1260-nucleotide messenger RNA. NCBI's taxonomy places the organism in Eukaryota, Viridiplantae, Streptophyta, Magnoliopsida, Fabales, Fabaceae. The record is from RefSeq and is a predicted model, not a curated record.